AUGGAGGCCAGCGGCGAGGUUUACAAGGCCAACAACGAGCACUUCGUCCUCGUCCACGGCGCCGGCCACGGCGGCUGGUGCUGGUUCAAGCUCGCGUGCCUGCUCCGGGGCUCCAGCCACCGCGUCUCCUGCAUCGACCUCACCGGGGCCGCCGGCAGCCUCGUCGACCCGGACGACGUCCGGUCGUUCGACGCGACGCGCCGCUCACCGACUUCAUGGCCGCCUUGCCGGACGGCCACAAGUGUUACUGUUGCUUGUCAGGUAAUUUUGGUAGGGCAUAGCGCAGGAGGACUGAGCGUCACCCAUGCGAUGCAUUUGUUCAGAGACAAGAUCAAGCAAGCCAUCUUCAUAGCAGCAACCAUGCUCCCGUUUGGGUACCAAACGGAACAAGAUAUAAAAGAUGUGAUUCAUCACUUCCCCUAUGCUUAUUGCUUUGUUCAACUCUUGUUUAUAUCUGGUAACAGAAAUCUGGGAGACGGCCGCCCUCCAACGAGUGUGGCGCUGAGAGAGGAGCACCAGCGCACAAUCCUGUAUCACCAAUGCUCCCAUGAGGACUCCACACUUGCAUCCAUUCGGCUGCGCCCGUGGCCGGCCGCUCUGAGCACUGCCAGGUUCGGCCAUGUCGAUGACGGCGCCAAGAGUUCAGUAGACGCAGUGCGUCGGGUGUACAUAAAGACAACCAAUGACCACAUGGUGAAGCCGGAGCAGCAGGAGGCGAUGAUCCGCCGGUGGCUGCUGAGCGAGGUGGCAGCGAUGGACACUGACCACAGCCCUUUCUUCUCUGAGCCGGAGCGUCUCUUCGAGCUGAUCCUGAAGUCAUUGUGA
Molecule: messenger RNA, 825 nt
Organism: Miscanthus lutarioriparius
Lineage: Eukaryota; Viridiplantae; Streptophyta; Magnoliopsida; Poales; Poaceae
Source: the annotation of a GenBank genome assembly